Molecule: messenger RNA, 1707 nt
Organism: Didymosphaeria variabile
Lineage: Eukaryota; Fungi; Ascomycota; Dothideomycetes; Pleosporales; Didymosphaeriaceae
Exons: 3
Coding region: 1-1707 (568 amino acids)
Biological process (GO): base-excision repair; mismatch repair
Cellular component (GO): nucleus
Molecular function (GO): purine-specific mismatch base pair DNA N-glycosylase activity; oxidized purine DNA binding; 4 iron, 4 sulfur cluster binding
Source: RefSeq, a predicted model, not a curated record
AUGUCCAAAGGGAAGGCGUUAACGACGCGUGCAAAACCUAAAGCCAAAAUAAAUGCCGCGUUAUCACCUGCUUUCACAAAGCCCACAUCACCGCAACUAACAGCGAUACCUCCCACACGCGCUCAUUCAGCUGCGUACCACUACCCGCUCAUUUUGGAUGAUGAGACCGCAAGUAAAGAUCUAUUAGGAUGGUUUGAGGGCAUCGAGGAAGCGAGGAAUAUGCCCUGGCGCAAGAAAUGGCUUGAUCCUGCUGAGUGCGAGGGCAAGGAAGAAGACUUUGGAGCGUUGUUGGAAAAGCGCGCGUAUGAGGUGUGGGUCAGUGAAGUCAUGUUGCAACAAACCCGCGUUUCAACAGUAAUCCCAUACUUCAACAAUUGGAUUUCGAAAUGGCCAACCGUUGAGUCACUUGCUCAAGCCUCCCACGACGACGUCCUCUCAGUCUGGAAAGGCUUGGGUUACUAUUCACGUGCAACGCGUCUCCACGAGGGUGCCAAAGCUGUGAUCUCAAUGCAACCCUCACAAUCAUGCAAGAUCCCCAGCGGUGUUGUAGAGUUGCAAAAGAUCCCGGGUAUCGGCAGGUAUACAGCUGGCGCCGUCUCGAGCAUCGCGUUUGGGGAAGCGGAACCCGUACUCGAUGGGAAUGUGGCUAGAGUCCUGAGUCGACAACUUGGCUUGUAUGUUGAUGCAAAAGAUAAGAAGAGCACGGAUGCAUUUUGGGAGGUAGCAGAUCAGUUGGUCAAAAGCGUGGCUGGGCAUCCCGAGAAAGGGCGAAGUAAAACCCCCGGACAAUGGAAUCAAGCAAUCAUGGAAUUGGGCUCGACCAUCUGCACUCCAAAGCCGAAAUGCGACGAGUGUCCGAUUCGCAGAACUUGUAGGGUGUACGCUGAAGGGGAAACACUUUCGAUCAAGAAAGCGGCAGCUACUGAAGUGCCGGACAUCGAAGACGCAUGUACGCUGUGCCAGCAGCUGGACACUGAGGACCUAGCCACAGCGCCCGAAGAACAUGACGACGACGAAGAUGAUGUCCCAGCAAAGCCGGCGAAAAGACAGAAAACAGAACAGAAACAGUCGAAUAAGCUAUCCAACUACUUUACCUCGAGCGCUCCGAAGCCAAAGCCCGCAACACCCACGCCCUCCACAUCCACUUCCUCCCCUCCUCCAUCUACGAAGAGAAAAACUCCAACAGCGACACCAGCACAAGCAAAAAGGAUAGCGAUAUACUGCUCUCUCUUCCCCAAAAAGAUGCCCAAAAAAGCCGUCCCCGAAGAAGACGCCGUAGUCUGCAUUAUCGAAGCCGCACAGGAAGAUGGGCAGAGUAAAUGGUUCAUUGAGCAGCGACCGGCGAAAGGUCUCCUUGCCUCCCUUUGGCAAUUUCCGCAGCAAACACUCCCAAAUACAGAUAUGGCGCACACCGCCGCGACACGUAAAGCCGCUGCGCGAGCCUACGUCGAAAGUCUUGACCUGGGCGCGGUUAUAAGUAACACUGUGCACUUGCAGGAACUCGGGUCGUUGGUGCAUGUGUUCACGCACUUGAAGCUGACGAUGCACGUGGUUCACCUUAGGUUUGGGAUAGAUGGGAAGAUGCUCGAGGAGACGUCGGGCCGGAAGUGGGUGGAGACGGAGAAGAUGGAGGGUGAGACGCUGUCGACGGGGAUGCGGCGGUGUUGGGAUCUGGUAAAGAAGAAAACAACAAGCGUGUUUGGGUGA